Molecule: messenger RNA, 3080 nt
Organism: Stereum hirsutum FP-91666 SS1
Lineage: Eukaryota; Fungi; Basidiomycota; Agaricomycetes; Russulales; Stereaceae
Exons: 23
Coding region: 189-2957 (922 amino acids)
Biological process (GO): carbohydrate metabolic process
Molecular function (GO): alpha-L-fucosidase activity
Source: RefSeq, a predicted model, not a curated record
CCACGACUGAGCAUCCUAACUUGGACCAGGGAGCAGUAAGGACUAUUAUCGCAGCUCUAUAAUCGUAUAUCGGCUAGGAUUACACCUUCUAUCUAUCUUUGACUUCUGCCACUCGUUUCCUGAGUACGGUCGGCGAAUGCAAUUACCGAUCUUCUUGUCUUCGUAAAGGAACUCUUUUUUGACGCAUCAUGGGGGUCCCGCUUUCUCAAUCGCGGCGCGAGCUGCUCGGCAGCAAGUUUCCGGAGGAUCCUUACGAGCACCCAUAUAAACCGCGACAUGAACGCUCCUUCAGAUGUGCGCUCAGAACUAUUCUUUCCCUCUCGGCUUUACUCCUGGUUGCUCUCUAUCUGUCACCUUCAUUGUCGGACAUCGUCUUUGGGACUGUCGCCAUGCGUCUAAGGUACUUGGCUGAGAUUGCAGGCUUGCUGGUGGGUGCUGGUGGAGUCGUAUCUAUCGUUCCUACAACAUUUCCUACCUCUGGAAAUGUAAUGUGGUAUACCGCACCCGGAGCCACCUGGCUGGAGGAUUAUCUUCCUGUUGGUAAUGGGUAUCUGGCAGCUAUGCUUCCUGGUAACACGAACCAGGAGAAUACUCAAUUGAAUAUCGAGUCUCUAUGGAGCGGAGGACCUUUCCAGGACCCAACAUACAACGGAAGCAAUAAGCCAUGGGAUCAGCGAACUGCUUUGGCUCAGGACAUGCAACAAAUACGUCAGACAAUAUUCACGGAUGGCACGAUUGGGGAUGUCGAGGUCCUAGCGGCUGAUAUCGGCGCUUACGGUUCUUAUGCCGGCGCUGGCUUUCUUCUCUCAAGCAUAAACGUGACGGGCGACGUUACCGGUUAUACGAGAUGGUUAGACAUGGAUUCUGCUCUAGCCCGUACUCAGUGGACGCAAGAUAACAGCACGUUCCUUCGCACGACGUUCUGCUCGCAUCCGUCCCAGGCCUGUGUCGAGCAUAUUAACACAACCUCCGCCACACUCCCGCCGCUUGAGUAUGCGUUCGAUAUCACGCAGGAGGCGGGCCUUCCCACCCCUAACAUCACAUGCUUCGACAACUCUACCCUCCAGAUUCGUGGCCUUGUUGCUGAUCCUGGUAUGACCUACGAGAUUUUGGCUCGUGUUCAGACCGCUUCUAUAUCCGGCUCAGGUGGCGAAGUCUCCUGCAGUACUAUCGAUGGCGUCGGUGGCGCGACGAACGCCACCCUAAGUGUGACCAACGCUACCGAAUCUUGGAUCACUUGGGUCGGAGGAACAGACUUUGACCAGACUGCGGGCGACGCCGCUCACUCGUUCUCCUUCAAAGGCUCGGAUCCUCACAGCGCCCUCGUUUCGACUCUCACCAUCGCACUUUCCACUGGUAGCUCGAAUUCGUCCAACGCCACUUAUCCUUCACCCGUCUUCGCAGCUCAACUCUCAGAGCACGUCGAAGACUACGCGGCCAUUGCGACUGUCGUGUCGGUUGAUUUAGGUCAGGUUCCAGACUUGACUACACCGACGGAUGAGUUGUACGCGUCGUAUGAGACCGAUGGGACAGAUCCUCAUCAGGCGUACGUCGAGUGGUUGUUGUUCAAUUUUGGAAGGUACCUUUUGAUCGGGAGUGCGAGAGGAGCGUUGCCUGCGAAUCUGCAGGGCAAGUGGGCGAACGGUAUCACGAAUGCCUGGAGUGCAGACUAUCACGCCAACAUCAACACCCAAAUGAACUAUUGGAUGGCGGAACAACUUGGUUUGAACGUGACACAGUCGUUGUGGGAUUACAUGGAGCAAAAUUGGGCUCCCCGUGGUUCAGAGACCGCGAAGAUCCUGUACAACAUUUCCGAAGGAUGGACCACUCACAAUGAGAUGAACAUCUUUGGGCACACCGGCAUGAAGCUCUCAGGCAACUCUGCACAAUGGGCUGAUUAUCCUGAGUCGUCGGUCUGGAUGAUGAUUCAUGUCUGGGACCACUUCGAUUACACCGGCGACACAGCAUGGUGGAAAGCUCAAGGAUAUCCUUUGCUCAAGGGAGUAACUCAGUUCCAACUCCAGAAGCUCAUCCAGGACGAGCACUUCAAUGACGGGAGACUCGUUACCGCUCCAUGCAACUCUCCAGAGCAAACCCCGAUCACUCUCGGCUGUUCUCACCAACAGCAACUCAUCUGGCAGCUACUGAAUGCGGCCGAGAAGGGAUACCAGGCCGCAGGAGAUACUGAUGCCACAUUCCUCAGCGAUGUUCAGAGCAAGCGUGCUCAGAUGGAUAUGGGUAUCCACAUCGGUUGGUGGGGCCAACUGCAAGAAUGGAAAAUUGACAUGGAUAGUCCCACGGACACCCAUCGUCAUCUCUCGCAUCUCGUCGGUCUCUACCCUGGAUACGCCGUCGCAUCUUUCAACGCAACCGCCCAGUCGCCCAUCUACACUAAUAGCACUCUGCAGCACUACACUCCGAUCGACGUGUUCAACGCCGCCGAGAUAAGUCUCAUCCAUAGAGGCAAUGGAACAGGCCCGGACGCGGACUCUGGUUGGGAGAAGGUCUGGAGAGCGGCUGCGUGGGCGCAGUUAGCGAAUGCAACUGAAUUCUACCACGAGCUCUCGUACGCCGUUGAACGCAGCUAUGGACCGAACCUCUUGAGCGAGUAUGGUCCGGGAAGCGGAAUUUUCCAGAUCGAUGCCAACCUGGGGUAUCCUGCCGCUGUCAUCAACGCUCUCGUUCAAGCUCCCGACACCCCGGCCUACUCUGAUACCCUCACCAUCACUCUACUCCCCGCCCUUCCCGACAACUGGGCCAAGGGAUCAGUGACCGGCUUCAGGAUUCGCGGUGGAAUGACCUUGGACAUGAAGUGGAGUGACGGCGAGCCGACCGAAGUGACUAUUUCGACAACCGAACAGCCGUUGGGUGCGCGCCCUGUGCAGGUCAAGUUCAACGGUGCUGUGAAGGCGACUUUCAGCACUGGAACCGUCUCGACGCAGUCUAUCUCUUUCUAAUCCCUUCUAUCCUUAGUACAUUUCCACGCUGAAUCACGAAAUAUUGUAUGAUACGAAGCUUCGAUCACUGAAUGUGCCUAUCCAUCUUUACAUGUAUUUAUCUCCAUCUCCUUGUAAAUGAAC